Molecule: messenger RNA, 1700 nt
Organism: Clupea harengus (Atlantic herring)
Lineage: Eukaryota; Metazoa; Chordata; Actinopteri; Clupeiformes; Clupeidae
Gene: zc4h2
Product: zinc finger, C4H2 domain containing
Biological process (GO): positive regulation of neuron differentiation
Cellular component (GO): nucleus
Source: RefSeq, a predicted model, not a curated record
UACAUGUGUGGCCCACAUGCAACCUGUGCAAAAAUAUUACUUACCUUUUUACACGUGAAGUGCAGCGAUAAAUAGGAGCUGUUGUAGUCAACGCCUAUUGGACCUACGAAGUGUUAUGACAUUGGCGUUUUCCACUUACCUACCUACCACAGCUGGAUGGUAGCCAUUGUCUCACUGGACUUGGAAACCUGUACUAUUUCUACUCAACAAUCCAGCCUGCAACUACAGUAAUGGAUGAGCAAGAGAUUCUGUGUAAACUAGAAAAUAUGAAAGAAAUAAGAAAUAAAACUUUACAAAUGGAGAAACUCAAGUCUCGGUUGAAGAGUGAAUUUGAGACUUUGGAAUCUGAAGAAAAGCAUCUCAAGGAGUACAAACAAGAGAUGGAGCUUUUGUUGCAGGAGAAAAUGGCCCAUGUUGAGGAACUCCGGCUCAUCCAUUCAGACAUUAACGUGAUGGAGAACACCAUAAAGCAGUCUGAAAAUGACCUGAACAAGUUGCUAGAAUCAACUCGCCGACUCCACGAUGAAUAUAAGCCUUUAAAAGAACAUGUUGAUGCACUGAGAAAGACUCUUGGUUUACACAGACUUCCAGACCUCACUGAUGAAGAGGACAGGUUGUCCUUAGACUACUUUGAGAAACAAAAAGCAGAGUGGCAGACUGAGCCCCAGGAUCCCCCUAUCCCAGAAUCCUUGGCAGCUGCUGCCGCAGCAGCACAACAGCUUCAGGUCGCUAGGAAACAAGAUUCCAGACAGCCGGCCACAUUCAGACAGCAGCCGCCACCCAUGAAGGCGUGUCUCUCCUGUCAUCAACAAAUUCACCGCAAUGCUCCAAUCUGCCCUCUCUGUAAAGCCAAGAGUCGCUCAAGAAACCCCAAAAAGCCUAAGAGGAAACCUGAUGAAUAAUGUUCACAUUCUCUCCUGUCUGCGCUUUCCAUAGACCCAAGGCAUGAAGUAAGAUUCAUUUUAUGAAGGGAGAUUUUAGGAGAUGGACUCAGAAAUACUUGGAAAAAGCUAACCUUUGUAAAUCUGUAGUUAAAUACUGCAGGCAUUAACUAGGAUCAUGAUACUUGAAAUAUUUGAAGGUAAUUCACAAAGAAAACCUUUUCUCGGUUUGUGGUCAGAGAUGGAGUCUUCCGUUGAUCGAUAUCGUUGUAACAUGCAGUUCAUUAUAUUAUGUGAGGGAUACUCAGCCUUAACUGCUUAUAUAUUCAUGCUCAGUAAUGUUUUGUCUCACAGCUCACACAUUUGCCACAAAGCCAUCUUACUGAACUUUUACAUUUUGAGACAUUAAGUGUUACAUCACAUUAAGUGUUAUUAUAAUUUUGUGUACAAGCUGGUUGGCCAAGCGAAUAAAAUACAAAUACAGAACAGAGGCCAAGACCAUUUGUAAUUCCAGUAGUGACAUGACUUUAUUUUACCAGACAUUGUCCUGGUAUAUAUUAGUUUUUCAGUCAUGUAUUGUUCAGAAUUUGAUGCCUUUAUUUCUGCGCUGUUAAUUAUUCAGUUGCUGUUGUUAUUUUUCUGUCUUUUGUAGCCUUUGAAUAUUGUUUCACCAUAGUUUACCUAACUAAAAAUGACUGAGGGGCCAGUAUUAAUAUGUUUACCUCAACACAUAAAAACACACUUGAAGAGUUACUUAUUCCUCUACAUGGAAUUGAUGUAAGUGUGCAAAUUAAACAUUUGCCUUUUUGCUGUGGAAAA